This is a messenger RNA of Ostreococcus tauri, 888 nucleotides long. Its product is annotated as RmlC-like jelly roll fold. Lineage: Eukaryota; Viridiplantae; Chlorophyta; Mamiellophyceae; Mamiellales; Bathycoccaceae. The record is from RefSeq and is a predicted model, not a curated record. The transcript has a single exon. Gene Ontology annotation, cellular component: intracellular anatomical structure. Bases 1 to 888 code for a protein of 295 amino acids.
AUGGCGUCAGAUGUGAAAAUUAAAGCCCGACAGUUCGCUCGUCAUCUUGCGACACUCGCGAUGUCGCGCUCGGAGGUCUCGGACUUCGCUCGCGGCGUCGUCCUCGGCGCGUCGACCGCGCUCGCGCUCGUCGAGGUGAUUCACAGGAUUGAGCGACGAGGCUGGGGCGGUGGCGUGACGAAGCUGUUGGCGAAAAUCAUGGGCGCGUCGAUCGCGUCGUCCGCGCGUGAGGACGCGCGCGGAGAGAAGGAGUCGAUGAUCGCACGACUAGGGUUGAUCCCACACCCCGAGGGUGGGUUCUUCGUCGAGACGUAUCGAACCGGGUGCGCGCCGAUGACAAGUCGUGGGAAGACGGCGUUCGACAGAGAGACGAAGCGCGAAGAUGGAUGCGCAACUAGUCGGCGAACAGACGACGAGGAUCGAGGGACACGGAAUCACAUGACGAGCAUUUAUUACAUGCUCACCAGAGAGAGCGAUCAUCAGUGGUGGGCGCUGAAUGAGAGCGAUCAUGUGCACUAUCAUCACGCGGGCGGGGCGGUUACAUAUCACCUGGCGCGGUCGGACGGGACGUACGAGCGACGCGUUCUCGGACGAGACGUCGAGGCGGGACAGACGCCGCAGCUCGUGGUCAAGGGAGGGACGUUCAAGGCGGCCGUGCUCGAGCCCGGGACGGAGUACGCAAUCAUCGGAGAGGCAGUGAGCCCUGGGUUUGAUUUCCGAGACUUUCGAUUCGUCACUGCGGGUGAGCUCGCAGUGAGAAACGCCGCAUGCUUCGACGACAGCAGUCAUCUUAUCAAACCAGCGCCUGAGGAUACGUUCGAUCACUAUUACACCGGGGCGACGCCACCGCAGCAUUACUUCACACCCGAACGAGCCGAGGAGAGUUGA